AUGGAUUUUUCUCUUCUCUUUGCGUAUCUGGCGGUCUGCAGCCUCUGCGUGCUGUGGUGUCCGGUGGCCGGUAAGGUGUAUCGAGGGACUGUAUCCUCGCAGAGGGCGUGGGAAGAGAACGGGCAGUUCGUGACGAAAUUCUGCUUCCACGAUCAAAAGGCAUUGUUCAGAUUCACCAGCAAUGCAACAUCGGAGGGCAAAUGGCACUUCUACCUGGAUGAGUAUUGGCACCAUGCGUUCAGCGAGCCUGACUGUGAGAGAAAGAUAGCCAUGUCUCGAUUCAGAGUGGACGUGGCGGGGAUGUCAGGAUCUCAGUACGUGAACCAGUGGAUCAGACCUCACUUUUGGUUCGUGGUGUAUGCCGACCCAGUCACCUGCCAGAGCUCUCCGCCCCUCACCAACGAGGUCAUUGAAUUCGAAAUGGAGUUUCUGAAUCCUGAUUGGUCGGGAGCGGCCAACGAUCAGUUUGGAGACGAUCUUAGAGGUCUACUGCUGUUCUACUCUCUCCUGAUGCUGCUGUACAUAGCAGGUCUGUCUCUCUAUGCCCAUCAAGUCUGGAUCACUAUCAGCAAAGGAGGACCGAUGCACGAAGUUUUACAGAUGUUGACACUGGCCAUGGGACUCCAUUUCAUUUCUGCCAUCCUCAUGCUUAUCCACCUGUGGAGAUACUCUGCGAACGGUGAAGGGAUUCCAAUGUUUUCAGUUUUAUCUGAAGUUCUGGAGAUGUUGGCUCAGUGUCAGAUGAUAUGGAUGCUGCUCGGCAUAUCAGUGGGCUGGACCGUCAGUUCGAAUUCCAGUCACCCAAUCAGAGACAAGAAACUGCUUCUUAUCAACGUGACUGUGACCGUAAUCCACGUAAGGGAAGUAAUCUAACACUCCUCAUUUUGCAGAACGAAGCAAAACUGACAAGAAGGAACAAAUCGAAAUCCUAAGUUGUCGAAUUUUUUGCAUUCUAUUCAGGUUCUUCUUGUGUUGUGGGAGCAGUCGUAUGACGAGAGUCAUUAUACUUACCACAUUCAUGAAAACCUGCCAGGCUGGUUGCUGGUGUCACUCCGGAUCGGUCUAGCUUUACUGAUCAGCUACAAUCUGCAUCGCACUACCAGCGAAGAGCGCAGUGCACUAAAGAAGGAUUUCUACCACGGCUUUGCUAUUGGCUGCCACCUGUGGUUUUUCGCUUUUCCUAUGCUGAUGGUUGUUGCUAUAUUUUUCUCAGAAUAUCACAGACUAAAGGUCGUUACUGUGGGAACGACUGUGAUUCAAACCGCGUCCAUGGUGAUUCUGAGUCGACUGUUUCUGUCUCGCAGCCUCUACUGGGAGGUGUCAUCUCUGUCAUCAACUACGUUACCCUUCAAAAGAGACAGAGGGGGUGGUGGAUUUAUGACACUUCUCAACAACCACUAGGCCUUAUAUUAGUCACAAUCAAUCUUUUCGCUUACAAUUGUGUGUAUAAUAUAGCUUAAUAAUUGUGUUUGAUGUACAUAUACAUAUUACAAUUGCACAGAAUUUCAUUCAAUAGUUUCUAUCAUUUCCUUUUCUUUGGAGUGAUGAUUGUCUUUUUUAUUGCUAGAGGCAAGUACGGAAACGGUGGUAAAUGGUCCUUUUCUCUCUCAGUUGUCAUUUCCUGCGGAUUCGAUUUGCAAUCAGUUUCUAUCAAAUUGCUUUUUUCUUCACUCAAACUCUCCUGUAAAUUUCCUUGUGCUAGUGGUUUUUGUGCUAUGGGGCCAGUCGAUAUUGUGGCUCUAGCUGAAGCUUGCAGCCAUGGAAUGGUGAUUUUUGGUGCCCGGCUUGAUAUUAAAUCAGCCAGUCUUGAAAAGUAGUCCGUUUUAUCAUCGCUAGAGAGUUU
Molecule: messenger RNA, 1843 nt
Organism: Geodia barretti
Lineage: Eukaryota; Metazoa; Porifera; Demospongiae; Tetractinellida; Geodiidae
Source: the annotation of a GenBank genome assembly